This is a messenger RNA of Patiria miniata (bat star), 9336 nucleotides long. Its product is annotated as protein mono-ADP-ribosyltransferase PARP4-like. Lineage: Eukaryota; Metazoa; Echinodermata; Asteroidea; Valvatida; Asterinidae. The record is from RefSeq and is a predicted model, not a curated record. Gene Ontology annotation, molecular function: NAD+ poly-ADP-ribosyltransferase activity. The transcript is spliced from 36 exons. Bases 203 to 8056 code for a protein of 2617 amino acids.
AGAGUUUACGUUAUUAUUUACUGUCUAAAAUUAGAUGGUCAUGAGCACUGAUCUCCAUAUACACAGGCUGAACUUGCUAGUUCUAGUUCCACACAAACACGACAAGGAAACGAUCCUGUUCCGGCUAAAUCGGACAGCUAUCUUUUCCACAAUUGAACUUGAAGUGAUCGGAUGUGCGGCUGCAUAAAAAGGACAGAAGAGGAUGGGCAUUUUCAGUAACUGCCAGAUAUCUCUGGAUCUCGAUGCAAUCCAAGUCCCUUUCAAAAAGAAACAACUUCUUAGGAAACAGGUGACCAGCAAUGGAGGAGUCAUCUCUUAUAUACUCACCAAGAAGACCACAUAUCUCGUUGCCAGCAAUGGGCCGAAGACCGCCGACUCCUACAAGGGCCGUACGGCCCAGAAGCAAGGGGUACCGAUCGUCAGUGUGAGUUUCAUCGAGAGAUGCGUGGAGGAGGGAAAGCUGCUGGAUCAUGAUGACUUCCUGCUGGUGGGCAAGACUACAAGCAUGCAGUUCAGCUCUGGUAAAAUCACAAGUACUAAGACACAACAAGAGCCAAAGAAGCAAAUGAAAGUGUCCUCCUUCAACAUCAACAAGUUCAAGGUCUGGCCAUGGGGAAGCAUUGAUGCACCCGCUUAUCCAGAGGAAAAGUAUGAAGUUGCGAAGAGUGUUCUUCUUCAGAAAACGGACGUCAGGAGCAAAGAUCGAAUCUUCUACCAACUGGAGUUGCACGUGGUGCCCGAUGACGUCUUCAACCUCGCUAGGAGCUCGGAAGACACCGAGCCGGAGAUUGCGUACACAUUCCGGGUCUUUACUCAUCGUGGUGUACUGGACAACAUCAUGGAUGAAGACUCGGGAACAAGAGAGGUACGCUACUGCAGUACCAGCGAGGAAGCCUUAGAGCUUUACAGCUUCCUCUAUCAACAGCAACACAACAUGAGUAGGAGCAAGAAAGUGGCAUCGCGUUGGAUCGGCUCGCCCAAAUACAGACAGACCCAGCUGAGCAUCGGGGAGCACGAGGACGAUGAGAUGAGCGGAGAAGUAGCAUCCUUGGUGGCCAGUCUGUGGAAGGAGACACUUGGAGAGCUGGAAGACAUCUUAGCUGUUGACGUCAAGACGCUCACCGCGGAAAAGAUUUCCAAAGCCGAGAGUAUCCUCUUACAAAUCAGAAAGGCCUUGGAUUCCCGAAGCGAUGGGGCUGAUGACGACGAGCGAGAGAUUAGCAUUGCGGAACUGACCCAGGAGUUCUACAGUCAGAUACCUCACAAGACCCAGCAGAGGAAAGACAUCAGGACCAAGAGCCUGAUUGCCAAAAAGCAAGAGCUAUGCCAGCUUAUUAAAGAUGUUGUCAGUGUGAGCGAGACCACCAACUGGUCGCAGCGGAGCAGCGUGGAGUCCAAGUACCGAGCCCUACGAUGUCACAUCAGCUGUCUGCCGCACAACCAUCCCCAGUACUAUGAUGUGAAAAACCUGAUUGUCUCCACGCAAGGUGAGAAGCCAGUUGAGAUUCUACGCGUCUUCGCUGUGACACGCCCUCUAGAGUUGACGAGCUUUGAUGCCAAGCUGCACAACAGUCGUCUGCUGUUCCACGCGUCGCGACCGGCCAACUUUGUUGGCAUCCUGUCCAGAGGCCUUGUGCUGCCCAAGGUAGUGGUGGAUGAUUUUGGCGGGGAGAGAACCGACGCUGGCAUGCUUGGAAGCGGAAUCUACUUCGCCGAUAGCUUCAGCACCAGUGCCAAGUAUUCCCACGCCAGUCAGGCUAGGGGCACUCGCUUGAUGGCAGUCAACCAGGUUGCUCUCGGCGAGUGUUAUCAGACCACAAGCUACAAGAAAGACUUCACUGAAGCCCCUGAGGGUUUCCACAGUGUUCACGGUGUUAAGAACAACGGCACCAAUCACUCGGAUUUCAAGGACGAUGAGUUUGCAGUAUACAGCACUGCCCAGCAGCGCAUCCGCUACGUGGUUGAGUUCACGCUACCAGGCGACAAACCCAUGCUGACGACUGGUCCUAUCGGUGACAGUGAGGGCGCUGUUCAUAGCGAAGAUGACAGUGAUAGUGAAGCUAGCGAGGAGGAGGUUGACAAGAUGGGUGUCGUUGAUCUGAGUGAUGUGCAGAGCAUCGAGGAUCCACUCAGUAAAGUCCAGCCUGGUCUACUGUCCAGCAACGAUCAGCCUAUCCCACUCAAGGCUGUCCACGUAAGAGCCAGGCUAUUGGACUUGGCAGCUCAGGUUGUCGUUCUUCAAGUUUACGCCAACGACAGCGACUUCCCCAUCGAGGCCAAAUACGUCUUCCCGUUAGACGGGCAGGCGGCCGUGUGCGGCUUCGAGGCGUUCAUCAAUGACAAACACAUCGUGGGCGAAGUGAAAGAGAAAGAAACCGCCCACAAGGAGUACAAAGAGGCUAUCAGCAAGGGCCAUGGUGCCUACCUCAUGGACGAGGAAAAGCCAGACGUCUUCACCGUGAGUGUUGGAAAUCUUCCGCCAAUGACGACAGUUGUGAUCAAGAUCACGUACGUCGCUGAGCUGUCCGUCGACGGCGAUAAGAUCCUCUUCGCUCUCCCUGGGAGUGUGGCACCGUGGAGGAAAGACGCGGCCUUUGCGCAAGAAACCCAGACAGACGUCACUACGGUAAAAGUCGAUACGGACACCGAAAGGUCGUUGUCUGUACACAUUUCUGUGGAGAUGCCAUAUGACAUUCGCAGCUUGGAAUCACCAACGCAUCCCAUCAAACACAAGCAAACGGCCAGCAAAGCGACGGUCUGUCUGGCGGACGACUGCCGCGGAUUGGACGACGGCUUCCAGCUCCUGAUUGGCCUAGCCGAGAUCCACGUCCCCCGCAUGUGGGUGGAGAAACACCCGCAGGACAGUGACAGUCAGGCUUGCAUGCUGACCUUCUACCCCGAGUUCGAGGCCGAGAAGAACGACCAAUCAGAGGUGGUGUUGCUGCUGGAUUUGUCCAAUUCGAUGCGGGGAGGGAGCAUCCUACAAGAGGCCCAGAAGGUUGUGCUUCUUACGCUUCAUCAUCUGCCCAAAGAUUGGAAAUUCAACAUCGUCGUUUUUGGAACAGAUUUUGAAGAGCUGUUCCCACAGAGCCGGACCAAGACGCCCGACACCCUGAAAUCCGCCCGCAACUUCCUGCAGGGCCUCUCGGCCAGCAUGGGCAACACCGACGUCUGGCGCCCCCUACGGGCCUACUUCAUGCUCAAGUCGGGCGCUCUGCGCAACGUCUUCUUCUUCUCCGACGGGCACGUCAGUAACGAAGACGCGACAUUGGACGCGGUCCGCCGAAACUGUCGCCACACAAGGGUCUUCACAUUCGGCAUCAGUGCUACGGCAAACAAGUAUCUUCUCCGUGCCAUGUCCACAGCGGGUGCAGGAGCCUUUGAGUUCUUCGACAGCAAGAUCAAGUCCAAGUGGGAAGGCAAGGUCCAAGCCCAGUUGAGUAAGGCGUCCCAACCAGUCCUGUCCGCCGUCAGAGUCGACUGGUGCCAGUUUGACGACGACGCCCCGGAACCGGUCCAGGCGCCCAAUCACAUCACGUCGCUGUUCAGCGGUUCCCGGCAGGUGGUUUACGGCUUUGUCCCUUACUGUACCCAGGCCACGUUGCGAGCCAAUAAUGACGGCAAAGAUGUGUCUACCAUGGUAUCUACGCAUGAACUAAGCAUUACAGAGGGAAAGAUACUGCAUCAGCUGACAGCGCGCAACGUCAUCCGCGAUUGGGAGGAGGGCGCCCUCGCGACCGACCGCACCCAGCACGAAGCCAAGAAGGCCGAGCAGAAGAGCUACAUCAUCGACCUGAGCAAGAAAUAUUCCAUCGUCACCCAAUUCACUAGCUUCGUCGCUGUGGAAGUCAGAGACAAGGAGGAAGAACACAAGCCCAAGACUGGCGUGGACGUCGCAGAUCUGUUGUCGAAGGAGGAAGUGGACGCGUUAUCUUACUUGGGCUGGCAGGAGGAUAAGUCCCAUGAUGCACCAGUGCCGAUGACUCAAGAUGAUAAGGUGGCCAUGAUGGCCGACCUACUGGAAAAGGCGGAAAUGGAGGCGUCUUUCUCCGUCAUGAGAGCUGAGAGUUUGUACGAGAAAAUCCUCGAGACAGUUGAAGGCCUUCCAGUCGCAGAGUUGGAUCAACACUUGUUGGAAAAGACAGCAAAGCAACUGAAGGAUUUCUAUGGUAACGUAAAGCGUGAUGAGGACAUGUUAGACCGGGCCCGUGCAGCAGUUCAUGAUGAAGCAUUGGUCGAUUUUGCAAUGAGUGAUGAAGGAGCACUAGACGACUACCUUUGUUUUAGUCCAGCCUACAGUCCCACUUCGCCAGGAUAUUACAUGGGCGAGGCUCCUUCUUACAGUUCUGCUUUGGAUUCUUAUGCUGAGGACGACGAAAUGUGCAUGGAAUUUGAAGAAGAAGGUGAACGAUUUAGAAGAGGAUUUGACGCUGGCGAGGAGAAAUAUGCCAUGAUGGAAGAUUGUUAUGAAGCAAUGGAGAUACGUGCCGUAGAUGCGAAAUCAGAUGCUGACGACUGGGAAGAUGACGACGACUAUGAUUCUGACAGUGAAGUAUCGGAGAAUGAUCUACUGGAGUUCCUGGAGGAACAGGAGAAACUUGAUGAACAGCUACUUUCAUCGAUGCCGCCACGCACCAGAGUCAGAGGCAAGGCUAGAGGCGGUAAGAUGAUGUUUGGAGAAAAGAAGGCGGAGGGAUUACUUUCUCGAGAUGUUGAUUUGGCUCCGGAUCAGUCGGUAAAGAAGACAGAAGAGGAGUAUGAAAAACCAAAAGAGAGGGCAAUUAUGUGGGGCAGUGCACAGCGCCAUCGGCGACGUGAAAUUCCAGAUGAGGAAUUGAAAUUACAGGGCAAUACUGAUGGGAUCACCUUUGCAGAGCCUGCUGAUAGCUCACUUGCCGAAAGAAGUCCACAUCGUUUUCCAUCACCAGCCACAGGGUUUGCAUUCUCUGCGCCUUCACCUGCGUCGCAGGCCGCUCAUCCUGCACUUCAGGCCGGUGAUCCCGCCGUCGCUGAGGCCUUGUCCUCAAGCUCUGUAAGCACUGGUUUCUUUACAUCCACAGCACCUCGACAGGCUCGUGCCUCUAAGUUUAAAUCGAUGCUACCUCCUGCCAGACUUUAUAAAGCAAAAGGAGUCUCACUUCAGGGAGAAGCCCCCACUGGAGGUCUGUUUGGAGGACCUUCUCUUCGCUCUGGCUUUGAUGAGGGACUGACCCUAGGUCAUCAACCCCCACUGGAAGCUGGUGUUCCAAAGCCUCAAACAGUAACCGGGUUUGGGGGAACUUCCGUAGCCCCUUCUUAUGGUAGAGUGUUUGGUGCCCCUUUUUCUGGUGGUAUGUUUGGAGGACCUUCCCUUCCCUCUGGCUUUGUUGAGGGACGGUCCCUGGGUCGUCAACCGCCACCGGAAGCUGGUAUUCCAGAGCGUCAAGCAACAGUCGGGUUUGGGGGAACUUCCCCAGCCCCUUCUUCUGGUGGACUGUUUGGAGCCCCUUUUUCUGGUGGUCUAUUUGGAGGACCUUCCCUUCACUCUGGCUUUGAUGAGGGACAAACCCUAGGUCGUCAACCGCCAUCGGAAGCUAGUAUUCCAGAGUUUCAAACACAGUCUGGUGGUCUGUUUGGGAGACCUUCCCUUCACUCUCGCUUUGAUGAGGAACGCCCCCGGGGUCUUCAAACCCGACUGAGAGCUGGUAUUCGAGGACAUGGUGAAACAACACUGAGCGACAAUCUGUUGGAGGAAACUUCCGAAUCCCCUUCGUCUGGUGGUCUGUUCGGCGAACCCGUGGUACCCCCGGUUGGUCAAAGGCCAAUACCAGCAUUUCGCAAGCAAAUACCAACCACUAGCAUGCUUAAGGGAUCUCCCAAGCCCAAGUCUGAUGCUGGAGUGGCACCAAUUCAACCCCCAUGCCGAGAAGCCAGAAAAUCUGCCCCUCAAGAGCCAGCCAAGGGCGAUUUGCUCUCUAAACCCCCAGAAGAAGCAGCUAUGCCUGAAUCAUUCAAGUCAAACUCUAAAGGAACCGUAGGAUUUUCCGACAGAAAGCCACAACAAAUCCGCCUUGAAGCAGGAGGAGUUUCUUCAGGGUUUAGUUUUGGAAGUGUCCCACAGCAGCAACAAACGGCUGGCGAGUUUGCGUCCACAAGAAAAAAGGAUCUGUCAAAGCUACUUGGGAUCUUACAGCCAGAGCAAACAGAACCCAUUUUGCAUGCACGGUCCAUGGCAUGGCCAAUGCAAGCCGCUAAUUCUCCUGCUAGGUUAACCGCUGCCCCGCCCCGUCGCUUUGCUGCCACUGCAGCACCAUCCCCACCGCCUUCCCGUAACGCUGAGGUCAGUACAUAUUCUGCAUCACCACCACCUCCUCCAACUGCCUUCUUUGCGGGGAUACCCCCUCCCCCACCACCCGCCCAUGAUGGUAUAGCGCCCGGACAGCCCCCACUUCCUCUGGACAUGAUGAGACGCACAAUUCAAGAGGCUUUGGAGCGGUUUUCCAGUCCGUCUGGGCGGCCUCCCCCUCUGCCACAUGCAGGAGCAUCAAGCUUAGGGGGAUUGUCUGGAAAAGCAACCCCCGCGACAUUGGGUCAAGUACGACAGAGGCAAGAAAUGGCUGACGAUUUUGCGUCCACUAAAGUGUCUGCGUCAGCAGGACAGACCUCUGUCACCUCUGGUCUGUUUGGGAGCUUACAGUCACAGCAAUCAGAAACCACAUUGCAUGCACAGUCAUUGGCAUUGCCAAUGCAAGCCACCAGUCAGUCCGCUGGGUCACCCCCUCCUGUCCCGCCCUGUCCUCGUCUUCCCCUGCCCCGUCGUCCACCCCCACGGCUUCCCUUUAGACCUAGACCACGUGAUUUAUAUGAUGAAUCACCACCACCCCCUCCACCUGCCCGUUCAAGGAUGCCCCCUCCCCUUCCCCCACCACUUCCUGGUAAAGAAAAAGCACCCCGACAACUAGGAAAGGGAAUUCAAGAGCCUCAGCUUGGACAGCCUGCUGCUGCGCCUCUGCCACGUGCAAGACAUUUUAAUACAAAAAGUUACUCGGCACUACUCGGGCUUGAGAGUACGGCUGAAAUACCAGAUCACGCAAGGGUUUCGAGAAGCAGCAAUAAAGAAAGCUCAACACCCGUGGAGAGUAACAAAGUUAGAAUAAGACAGGAGCUCUCGUCAGACAUGCGGAGAAACCUGAAGAAAGAUGCAGCCGAAGUUCCGCCACAGUUUUUCGAUACUAUAAUGGCGUUCGGGAGUGAUGAUGCUGAGGAGACAUAUACAUGUAUGGCUGCCGAUGAGAGUCAUAAGCCAAGUGAUGAAGGAUAUGCUCCUGCAAAAGUCCGGGGAAGUUUGAAGAAGAAAAAGAAGAAAGCAUUUUUUGCCGUGUCAGAGGACCGUGGUAAAGAUGUUGACGAGGAGCAGAUCGGUAAAGAAACUGAGGAAAUCCCAAGUCUCCAAAAGGCUUCCCUGAUUCAAGAUGCCAGAAGCCAACCGGUUGUAGAGCUCUGCCGUAUGUCUCCAAAGAUGAGACCUAGAGGCAUAGGGCCUAAAGUCAGUCCAAAGCCUCCACCACUUAGCCACACUAAGGACAUCGUCAGUGAUUUGUUGGGUGAGAUAGAGAUAAGCACAGCCAUCAGUGCACCACUGGGCUUUGGCACAACAGAGUCAAAAUUCCGAAAGCAUAAUGGAGAUUUCAGUCUCGAGGCUAUCAUAAAACUUCUGAAACAUCAGAAUGAGGACGGAUCAUGGGAGUUGUUCAUGGGCAUCAAAGAGCACGUCGGAGUUAGACUGAAGCCGGUCAAGAACAUGCUGAAAGAAGCUGGCGUGAAUUCACUCGGCGAAGACGUUGCCUUGAAGAUCCAGAAGCUGGUGGCCACCUAUCUGGUCAUCCUGUACCUGAACCACUUCUUGGCACAGUCGCCAACGAUGAGCAGGCAGGAGAGAGAACGGAUCACCCAGGCCGUUCUGAAUGCGGAGAGGUUCGUCAGUCAGGCUGAGGCGGAGUAUCCAUCCCUGGCACGUCGCCUGGAGCUCGGAAGCAGCUGGGACGAUGUCUGCCAGGACAUCUUCAAGAUGAUGUAACUCCUUAUGUAGUGCAGAGAGUCUAAGAUCCCAGAAAUGUUAAAAAGGAUUGCAGAAAUGUUAACCAAAUUUGUUUUGAUAUCUAACGUAGACAUGUAUAUCACCACAUAAGAUCAAACCACUGUUUUCUUAAAAACUUUUAGCUGGCGUUGUUUACAAAAAAUCUCAAAAACUAUAAAAUAUUUAAAUUACCAUUUAAUCAGAUGUUAUACCAAAAUUAACUGGUAUCGGUUUUUGUUUAGUUACAAACACUUUACAUCCUAAUUUGUUGGGUUUUAGCCAAAAUUUCAAAAAUGUGAUUCGAUUGAAAUUUAUUUCAUUUUUCUUUUAGUUUAAACGUCUGAGAAUGGUGUGUAAUGUUUACUUCAAAUUAAUCAUGUAUAAUUGAAGUUACAUGUAUGUUUGGGAUUCAAGAUAUAAGCAGUAUAUGUUUCCAUCUGAAGAAAUUGUGUUACUGAUUGAUCUGUGUUAUACUAGAAGCUAACACGACCCUGUUGCAAACUCCAGACAUUGGGGUGUGGGGGCACACCUCGAAACAAAACACAUGAUGCUUAUGGUUUUUGCCAUUGGGAAUUGCUUGCCUGGUGAAUGAUCACUGGCUACAUGUUAUAGUGGGAUAAUAGUUAAUACAGCCCUUGAAGAAAAGACAUUGACAAAUUGGGGUACCGCCAACAUAGGGCUGGAUAGCUCAGUUGGUAGGGCACUGGAACGGCAAUUCGGAGGUCGCAUGUUUUAACCCUUUCCAGUCAAUUUCUUUGAUCGAUUUUCAUUGUUUUCGUUUCACGGUUCAACUUUUCUCGGCAUUCUUUUGUAGCAUGUUAAUGAAUAUGGGAAAAAUGCACUUUCUUUAUAUACUGUAUAUAUAUUUUUUCUUUCUUUUAUAUACUGAAAUAUGCGGAGGAGAAGUUUGUGUGUCGAAUGCCGGUUGGCAGAAAAUGUAACAGACUUAACCGAUAACUUGCCUGUUUACAAACCACGAAAAUGAAUGUGUAAAUUUAACAAAAUGUAAUAAAACUAGAAAAAGUGUAUAAUUUCAAUACUUUAUACAACAUUACUAAUUUAGUAUUAUAACCAUUAUAAAUCAUUAUAGCAGUUUACCAGUUUAUUUAAAGAAAUAUUUCUUAAUGUUUACAAUGUUAAAAAAAAAAAUUAGUCAAACCUAAAACGGUGUUCUCAAACUUCCGAAAUGUGUGUGGCACCCACUAAUUAAAAUGGCGGCGCCCGUGUUAAUUGCCAUUCAGUUCAAGUAGUGCAAGGGCGGAUCGGGGGGGGGGGGGGUA